AUGGGCGAUAAAGGUAAGGGGAAGAAAGUGAAGCAGGUUCGUGCUCAACUCGUUUUGUUUGUUGAAGUCACAAGGGCUGGAAGAGGAAUUGCCCGAUUCGAUGUUGGAGUUGCGGAGCUCUCGUGGCACGAAAUCACCCUUACUAUUGAAAUGCUUAAAGGCAAAGAUCACAUUCCUAGUGUCAAGCUAAAGGCCAAAGAUAGGGGGCGACACAUAGCCUUUGACUUUGAAUCCCUUUCAAUGGGCAAAGUCAAUCCAUCAGUAAGGGGCGGAGGAAACACUAUUUCAAGUGAGGUGCCACCUCAUCCUUCUUGCCUUUCCAGGUUGCCUUCUUUCAAUGUUCAGAAGCCUUGA
Molecule: messenger RNA, 354 nt
Organism: Sphenostylis stenocarpa
Lineage: Eukaryota; Viridiplantae; Streptophyta; Magnoliopsida; Fabales; Fabaceae
Source: the annotation of a GenBank genome assembly